Molecule: messenger RNA, 1322 nt
Organism: Gigantopelta aegis
Lineage: Eukaryota; Metazoa; Mollusca; Gastropoda; Neomphalida; Peltospiridae
Exons: 4
Coding region: 174-1022 (282 amino acids)
Source: RefSeq, a predicted model, not a curated record
UGUAUGCUUACUGUAUUGCACACACAUAAAGCUGAAAGAUUUCCUUCAAGGCCAAACACAGGACAGGGCACGACACCAGUGAGCGAGUUUUGAUUUGUGGGUUAAUGUAUUUAAUGUUGUUUGCAGUAUUAUCCUCUGUCACUUUGCCGACAUGAAUUCUAGUAUAUUUCAAAAUGGCUGCCACACUGGAAGCGCUGUACUCUGUGGCUGUUAUAUUCUGCAUGACGAUAGUGAUCUCCGGCCUGCAAUGUCGUCAAAACGCGACGACCACCAUCGAGUGUAACACUGGCUGUUGUGGCGAUCCGCCGGCUCAGCACUGCUGUGUUGAUCGCAUAAAAGAGACUAUGAUUGCUAUAGCUGUAUUCAUCGCGUCUAUUGUUGGUCUGGCGGUGAUUGGUACCGUUAUCUGUGUGUGCAUGUGGCGAUUCUUUAACAAGAAGGACCGGCGGAAGCUUGAAAAUGACCAUGGGAAAACGUGCAACAUUGUUACAAUGUUCGCAGGUGAGAUACAAGAAAUAACUCCUCUCAUUAAAUUUGAUCCACUGAGUCCAAGGAUGAGCCAAUGGCCUUACACUAUACACCACCUGCCAAUACCACAUGACCCGAUAGGCCACCCAAAGAACGGUGACGUCAUAAACGGAAAUGCACCCAAUAUCCCAACGAAAAAUGAAGGCUCUCUUGGAUAUAUUACGAAUAGGGAUUUUACAUCGUCUCCAAAGGAUUCGGUCCACACAAGUGAUCGCGUUACCACGCCUACAUGGGCGGUGACAGUUUCACCAUCAAAAGGUUCCACUGGUUAUAAGAAUUCUUUACGAGAAAGUAAGCAGUCGGAAUAUGAUGGUGUAAAACGCCACGCUGCGCCACGAUCAAAUAAGGUUUUCUACACGCCUGAUAAUAAUAAAGAGGCCAAACGUGCUUGGACUUCGCCAGAUUUAAGCAGCAGAAGUCAACUCUCAACUAAGAAAAACAAGAAACAUGGACGGAAGGUUAAAUUUGACGAUCGUAUGCUGAAGACAAAUUAGAGAUGUGUGCAGUGUGCCGAGACCCCCCCCCCCCCCCCCCCCCCCCCCCCCCCCCCCCCCCGAUUAUGAACAUUUGGUAUGUAAUGCUUUAAUAUAAUAUCCUGUUUGUGAUCAAUGAAUGAAUUUGAACAUAUUAAAUUACGUUAUCACACAUCAUGUCAGUUUGAGACGUCAUGGACGAAUGUUGUUUUCUAAACCCGUGAUACUGCAAUAAAACAAAUUAAAGGCGUGUUACUUAAAGAGACAUUCCUGAGUUUGCUGCAUUGUAAGAUGUUUCCGAAAAAUAAAAUAUUUCUACAA